Molecule: messenger RNA, 1027 nt
Organism: Vigna angularis (adzuki bean)
Lineage: Eukaryota; Viridiplantae; Streptophyta; Magnoliopsida; Fabales; Fabaceae
Exons: 8
Coding region: 93-788 (231 amino acids)
Biological process (GO): translational termination
Molecular function (GO): translation release factor activity
Source: RefSeq, a predicted model, not a curated record
AAAAGCUGUAGCAUAACGCAAAUUGAAGAGCAAGAGCAACCACAAUAUGGGAAAGACAAAAACUGGGGAAGGUUAAGGUUGUGGUUUGAUCUAUGGCUACAGGCGCUACUAGAAUGGUAUUGGUGGUGAAGGAGAUGUUGCAACUCUCUUCUUCCACACUUCCCUUUACAUCACUUCGUCUUCGCGGGGUUUAUCCUCCUUCGCACUUCUCACUAUCACAUCAAUUAGGACGCUCGUUGAACCCUGCAAUUCGAUGCGCUUCCUCAGACUCCCAUGGCGCCAACAGAGUUUCGGCUCGGCUGUCGCAGGUCAAUCAACUUCUUCAACAAGCCGAACACCGUGCUCUCUCCGCCGACCAAACCCCUCCUCCUAAAAUCACCAUAGAUCAUGUUACAGUGAGCUUUGCUAGAAGUGGAGGACCCGGUGGUCAGAAUGUCAAUAAAGUGAACACCAAGGUGGACAUGCGCUUCAACGUUAAAAAUGCACAUUGGUUGAGUGACAGGGUUAGGGACAAGAUUUUGCAAACGGAGAAGAACCGUAUUAACAAGGAUGGGGAGCUCGUGAUUUCUUCAACCAAAACUAGAACGCAGAAGGGUAACAUUGAGGAUGCUUUGGCAAAGCUUCAGGAAAUCAUUGAUGCAGCAUCAUAUGUCCCGCCACCUCCCUCAGAAGAGCAAAAAAAGAAAAUUGCCAAGAUGGCUGCUAUAGGUGAACAGAAACGCCUUAAAAGCAAGAAGGUGCUUUCAGAUAAGAAAGCAUUUAGGAGGAGUAAAAAUAGCUGGGACUAGCAUGACAAGAAUCUUGAGACUGUUAUAUCAAAUUAGUUGCUGAAUCACAAUCCUAUUACACUAUCAUACUGGAUACACACAUUAGAUUAAUGGUUGAAAUAUAACCAUGAAUUCGCGGAACAAUUGGAAAGACUUUACAAAUGGUUUGUAGCUGCUUACUGGUAGUUAGCCAACAUUGUGAUGUAGCUAGGAUUUGGACGGUUACUAUUUUGAAAUAGAAAUACCAUAUAUUGGUUGAA